GGGGGCGGCCGGGCCGGGCCGGGCCGGGCAGAGCCGAGCCAAGCCGAGCUGAGCCGCGCCGGAGCAGCGAGCCGGGCCGGGUCCCUCUGAGUCGCUCUGGUCCCUCAUUCCAGCGUGGAAAUCGAUGAGUUGAAGUUAUGCAUUUGACCUGGAAGAGCCACGCUGCUGGCACUUUGGGGACCCUGUGAACCAGAACGGGAGAGGAGCCUGCCUGCAGGUGGAAUGGGGCAGCCAUGAACGGCGAUGCCCUGUGCCAGGAGCCCUCCUCCCCACUCCCCGACUGGAGGGAGUUCUGCAAGCUGCACGCCCAGGCGGCCGCCGUCGACUUCGCCCAGAAGUUCUGCCAGUUCCUGAAGGAGAACCCCCACUACGACACCCCCGGGGCAGAGACCUCCUUCUCCCACCACUUCACCGCCAACUUCCUGGACAUCUUCAGCCUGGAGGUCAGCCGGGUGUUCGUGUCCGACUCGCCCACCAAGUACAACAUCGUGCCCUUCGUGGGGCUGCAGAACUGCCACGUCCCCUACGGGCGGGAGGUCACCCCGAGGAAGGAGGAGACGUCCACCGAGUCCCUGGACAGCAUGGACACCCAGCUGGGUGCCAGCCGGUACCUGACCCCGGCGCAGCAGGUGCAGGCACGCAAGGUGUCCUCCUACGGCCAGUCCCGCAGCUCGGAGGACGUCUCCAUCCACGCCGCUGCCAAGCCCAAGUUCAAGAAAGGCUUCUCCCUGAGGAACAUGAGCUUGUGCGUGGUGGAUGGCAUGAAGGAGAUGUGGCAUCGCAAGUCCUCUCCCGAGCCGGGCGCCGAGGCUGCCCCGGGCGGCCGGAGGGCUGAGAGGGAGCCGUGGCCGGCCGGGGGCAAGGAGCCUGGGGACCCCCGGGAGAAAUGGACCCACAAGCUGCGCCUGUCCAAGGUGCCCUCCUCCAAGGUGGAGCUGGUGGACAUCCAGAGGGAGGGGACGCUGCGCUACAUGGUGGCCGAUGACACGAACUGUGUGGGGAGCUCGCAGUGGCAGAAGUGCCGCCUCCUGCUCCGGAAAGCGGUGAAGGUGGAAGGAGAGAGGUUCCUCCUUGAGUUUUAUGUCCCUCCAAAGGCUUCCAAACCCAAGGUGAGCAUCCCGCUGUCGGCCAUCAUCGAGGUCCGCACCACAAUGCCACUGGAGAUGCCCGACAAAGACAACACCUUCGUCCUAAAGGUGGAGAAUGGGGCUGAGUACAUCCUGGAGACCAUCGACUCCCUGCAGAAGCACUCCUGGGUGGCGGAUAUCCAGGACUGCAUCGACCCCGGGGACAGCGGGGACGAUAUUGAGCUGGUGUCCUGUGCACAGGGAGGCUGUCUGCCAGGCAGGACAACUUCCUCCAGCUGCGAGUUCCUGGCUGACGAUGUGCCCAGGCCUCCGGACAGAUGUGCCCUGCCCAGCGCUCACAACACCACCACGGCCACCGCUGUCCCCGUGCCCCACGGCCGGAGCAGGGACUCCCUGGGGGAGCUCCUCACUCAUGUCCCACUGGAGAACUUCCUGCAGACGCUGGAGUCCUCCCCCACUGCACAUCUCACAGGGGAGGACAGCGAGGCGGAGGCGGAGAUCAACCUCUCUGACUUCCCCUGGUUCCACGGGACUCUCUCUCGGAUCAAGGCGGCUCAGCUGGUGCUCUUCGGGGGCGCCCGGAGCCACGGAUUGUUCGUCAUCCGGCAGAGCGAAACGCGGCCAGGGGAGUAUGUGCUGACCUUCAACUUCCAGGGGAAAGCCAAGCACCUCCGCCUGUCACUGAACGAGAGCGGGCAGUGCCACGUGCAGCACCUCUGGUUCCAGACCAUCUUCGACAUGCUGCGCCACUUCCACACACAUCCCAUCCCCCUGGAGUCGGGCGGAGCAGCCGACAUCACCCUCCGCAGCUACGUGGUGGCCCAGAGCCCACAGCCCGAUGCCGGCCCCCCGCCACCCCUUGUGCCACAGCCCCCGGGCUGCCGGGUCGACCUGCCACCUCCGCACUACUUCUGCAGCACGGCACCCACCGGCCCGCCAGCCCCACCGCCUGCUGAGGGGGUGGCCGUGGCCCCCCCUGUCACUGUCCCCGCACCCUACCACCGCCUGGAGGGUGCCCUGGGCCCCCGGAGCCGCAGCGACAGCACGGAGCGCCGGCCGGAGCCCCCCACCGCCAGUGCCGAGGACUACCACGAGGCUGACAGCGCCCGGAGCCGGACCCGGGCCGUGGAAAACCAGUACUCCUUCUACUGAGCCCCCCCACGCCUGGGGGCUGGAUGGUGGGGGGAAGCGGGGCAGCCGUGCCCCUCACCGCUGCACCAGCCUCGCCACCUCCUCCUGCCACCACCAGCAACCCAACCGGGACAUCCUUCGCGCUCCCUGCUGCUCCUGGGAGCUGUGUCAGCGGCAGGAGAUGUCCCAGCUGGACCUUGCGCCAGCCCCAAGGUUGGGGCAGUGCUGGAGGUUUGGGAGGCUGAAAGAGUCAGUGCCAUUUUGGAGCUUGCAGCCUCUUCUUUUUCCCUCUGGACCAAGAGCUCUCCGAGGGCCAAGCCGAGCUCCCUGCAUCUCCUCCUGGGUGUGACCGUCGUGGGAUGGCAGCCCGGAGCUGUGACAGGCUCCAUCCCCCAGCCAAAGCACCUUGGCACAUCCAUUCUGGGGCGAGAGCCCAGCAUGGCCAACAUCCUUCUGGCACCAUUGCCCUGCAAACCAGCUGCCGAGGGACUCUGGCAUUUCGGGAUGAGCAUGGAAUUGGCAGAUCUACGUGCAGAGACUGUGCUCACAUACAUGGAUCACUGAGAGGCACCACUGAGGGUUUAUCCAGGCUGGCCUUUGGGCUCCCUCUGAGGCAUGUGUUUCCCACCCUCUGCCAGGAAAAGGUGUUUUUUUCCCAAAGCUUAAUGAAUUGCAUUCAAGGAAGGGUUUUUCUGCUAUCCUGCCUUUUGUGUUCCUUUGUUUCCUCUCUCUCCUUGCUGUACCUACAGAGAAUCCCUGGGUAACCCCUUUCUUCCUCCCUCUCUUCCUUGCUUUUUCAAAACCUAAGCUCUCUACAAGGGCAACAGCUCAGCCUUCUGCCUGCUCUCUGCCACAGCUGGGCAAUGUUUUCCAUUGCUCAUGGCAAACCUUGGAAAAUAUGACAAAACCCCGGCUUUGCAUCAGUUGUUGGUCAUUCGGGAUGGAGGGGGGGUCAGGCAGAGGCCAGGGGCUGUGUCUGGAGGUGAGGGACAGCCUUGCCCUGCAGGUGUUCAGCUGGGCUCCCAGGAAUGAAAACACUACACAUCUUCAGUAACUGCUACUGAAAGUUACUGUUUUUUCUUAGACAAAUAGAAAAGCCCAGGAAGAGCAAAAGAAGUGGGGCUGGUGCCAGGUGGGUGAGCAGCCAGCCGGCACAGGGGGCCAGGCCAGGCUGAGGGGCAGGACUGCCCUUACCAGUGGUUGAUGUCCCUCCCCAGCAGCUUUGGCUUUGGAGUGCCUGGACAGGUUUCCAGGUAGAGCAGACCCCACCAUAGCAGGUAGAAGUUACCACUUAGUGCAAAGAGAGGUACAAGCCAAGCUACAACCUAACUCAAAAAAACCCCUUGAAUUUGCCUGGAAUUGGGUUGGGCCAAAUUUUAAUUUUUUUAGGUGCCUUCUUUCCUGAGCUAGCAAAGCAUGUCCCCAGUGCUCGAGUCACUUGUGCCUCCUCCUUCCAGGGGGCAGGGAAGGUGUCUCCAAGGCUCCUUCUGCAAUGUGAGAGCUGCCUUUCUGGCCCAUGGGUGUGUGAGAUGAGAACUGCUGGAUCUCAUUCCUGCAGGAAAUGCCACCUUCUCCCCAAACACACGGCCCUUCAGAGAGCAGCAGGAGCGGUUUGCUCUGUCGAGGGUAUUUCUCCUUCCUCAGCUCAGCUAAAACCCAGCUUGGAGGAGCCCAUGGAGCAGGAAAAGGCUAAUGGGUUGAUGGGUUUAACUUGGACUUGCUUCCUUCACACACAGAGUGAAUGAGGGGGGAUUUUGGAUACGGCACAGACAUCAUCACUCUGGUUCCUCAUUGAGGUCCCAAGGAGCUGGAUGGGAGCACUGCCUUACAGACCUUCAGAUACUGGCUGGUUUCUCACUUUCAGUGUCACAGGAUAGGAAGAGGAGGGGGAAGCUACGAUCUGCAAGCAGAAAUGUUAAUUUGUAAAUAGGGAAGAGUCUGGAAGAGUUUACUGUUGUGUAGAAUAAAUUAAUUUUAUUUAAAAAUAAAAGGGGGAGGGGGACUUGAUAAACAAAUGGAGAACUCGAGUUCUGGUUUUAAAAUAAAAUCACUUGCAAAAAGGA
Myiozetetes cayanensis is the source of this 4282-nucleotide messenger RNA. RefSeq names its product SH2B adaptor protein 2 (gene SH2B2). Gene Ontology annotation, molecular function: transmembrane receptor protein tyrosine kinase adaptor activity. The coding region runs from base 234 to 2240 and encodes 668 amino acids. NCBI's taxonomy places the organism in Eukaryota, Metazoa, Chordata, Aves, Passeriformes, Tyrannidae. Gene Ontology annotation, cellular component: plasma membrane. Gene Ontology annotation, biological process: antigen receptor-mediated signaling pathway; intracellular signal transduction. The transcript has 10 exons. The record is from RefSeq and is a predicted model, not a curated record.